AUGUGUUCCAUAUCAGGGUUACUAGAAUACGAAUGCAUCCGUAAAGCACGACGAAACAUAUUGCAAAUAAGAGCAAAACAUUGUGAUAAACUUCCUUUAGUGUUAGUUAAUCUAGUACAAUUUAUUAAAUUCAAAAUGUUUAUUUGGGAUUGGUUCACUGGUGUUCUGGGGUUCUUGGGAUUAUAUAAGAAAUCUGGCAAACUUUUGUUCCUGGGUUUGGAUAAUGCUGGUAAGACUACACUCCUGCAUAUGUUGAAGGAUGACAGACUAGCUCAACAUGUACCUACAUUGCAUCCCACAUCUGAAGAGCUGUCAAUAGGUAGCAUGAGAUUCACUACUUUUGACCUGGGUGGCCAUCAGCAGGCCAGACGUGUAUGGCGCGACUACUUCCCUGCAGUAGACGCUAUUGUGUUCCUUGUAGACGCGUGCGACCGUCCACGUUUGCCAGAAUCUAAGGCGGAGUUAGACUCGUUACUAACAGACGAAACACUCAGUAAUUGCCCUGUUUUAAUUUUGGGAAACAAAAUAGAUAAACCUGGUGCUGCCAGUGAAGACGAAUUACGACAGUUUUUCAACCUCUUUCAGCAGACCACUGGCAAGGGCAAGGUGUCCCGGUCGGAACUGCCCGGGCGGCCAUUGGAGCUGUUCAUGUGCUCCGUGCUAAAGCGCCAGGGCUACGGGGAGGGCUUCCGCUGGCUCGCACAGUACAUCGAC
Messenger RNA from Brenthis ino (lesser marbled fritillary), 714 nucleotides. The record is from the annotation of a GenBank genome assembly. Lineage: Eukaryota; Metazoa; Arthropoda; Insecta; Lepidoptera; Nymphalidae.